Messenger RNA from Penaeus vannamei (Pacific white shrimp), 2059 nucleotides. The record is from RefSeq and is a predicted model, not a curated record. NCBI's taxonomy places the organism in Eukaryota, Metazoa, Arthropoda, Malacostraca, Decapoda, Penaeidae.
GAGCACUCGGUCAGAAGCGUCGGCAGCGCCCUGGAGAGCCUCCACAUCGAGCACGAGUCGACCCUCAACUCGCUCGAGUCACUCAACUCAGUCAACUCGAACGACCGACUCGUGGACGAACUCAAGCUUGCGGGAGAUGACGAUCAGCCAGCUGCGGACACGUGUUCUCCAGCUGGAAAAGGACAGGCUGGACAAGGUGCCUCUAGAUGCUGCCAAGGAGAUCAACCGACUCAAUAAUAACUUGAUUCAGCUAGAGAAACAACGCGACGAGCUCACGCGCUCACAAUUUCACCCUCAAGUCCAGCUCUACGUAGCCAGCAAAAUCCACGACCCGGCAGCGACGUUCCAAGUUAAUAAAGACCCCCCAGUAAGUCUCAAAGAAAACGGAAGCCUCAAGGAAAACGGGAAUCUCAAAGAAAAUGGGAACGCCAAAUCCAAGACCUCGACGGACGAUCCCGACGUCGUCAAAGUCCUCCGAAAAGCGACUUACAAAGUCUCGGGAGACACCCAGAAACUCCGUCAGCUGUGCACCGAGUUCGAUGCCAAGGAGGAGGACUACAAGAAGCGCAUCCACGACCUGGAGACCGAACUCAGGAACCACCAGAACGAGAGCACGAAGACACACGACCGAGAUAUAAGGGAGAUGGAGAACAGGAUGGAGCUAGUGGCGCAGAAACUCGAGGCAGCCGAAAGGUACAUGGCCGGCAAGGAGGAGGAAUGCAACAUGCUCAAGUUGGACCUCGACACGCUCAACGAGGAGAACAAGAGGCUCAAGGAGAACCUCAAUGAUAUGAUGUUGAAGCUACAGGACUAUGAAGAAAUACUGGCACAGAAGAAAACCCUGAACGAGCAAUACUCCCGCAUUUUGGAAGAACAUCGAGUGCUUUCUGAAGACUUCAACCGAGAAAGGGUUCUCAGGAAGAAGUACUAUAACCAGGUGGAGGAAAUGAAGGGCAAGAUCCGCGUCUUCUGUCGCGUGCGGCCGAUCACCGAGUCCGAACGGCGGCGCGGCAGCAGCGGCAGUAGCGGGAGUAGCGGCGGCGGCGGGGCGGGCGAUGCGUCGAUAGUGGUGAGCGCGGAGGACGAGUACUCGGUGAGCUUGAACACCCAGCGCGGAGGUCAAAGGUCAUUCCUGUUCGACAGGGUGUUCCAGGAGCACGAGGACCAGGAGGCCGUCUUCAGGGAUACGCACGCCCUGGUUCAGUCCGCUCUCGACGGGUACAAUGUCACCAUCAUGGCCUAUGGGCAAACCGGCUCCGGGAAGACCUACACCAUGUUGGGCACGCCUGAGGAACCCGGCAUCGCGCCCAGAGCAUUCACGAGGCUCUUCCAACUCCUGGACGAAGGGCGCGCCCGGCAGGAGGCAGCCGUGUCGACGUAUAUGUUGGAGUUGUACAACGAUAAGCUGAUCGAUCUUCUCAAGCCGGCGGUCGGAGCGGAUACUGACCGCCUGGACAUCAAACGCGACAAGAAGGGCGCCGUGCACGUGCAGGGGGCCGCCGUCCGCAGCGUGUCCUCCGCGAGCGAGCUGAACAGGGCCUUCAACGAGGGACUGGCCAACCGACACACCGCGGCCACCAAGAUGAACGUGGAGAGCUCGAGGUCGCACCUGCUCAUCGCCGUGUGUCUGAGCAUCACCUCCAAGCAGACAGGCUCCGUGCUGCGGGGAAAGCUGACCUUGGUUGACCUGGCCGGAAGCGAGCGGGUCAGCAAGAGCGGCGCGUCGUCGGAUCAGCUGAAAGAAGCGAAUUCCAUCAACAAGUCUCUCUCGGCUCUCGGUGACGUCAUCUCCGCGCUGUCUUCGGAAUCAUCGUUCGUUCCUUAUAGGAACAGCAAGCUCACCAUGCUCCUUCAGGACAGUCUGGGAGGAACAGCGAAGACCCUGGUGUUCGUCAACGCCUCGCCAGCUGCUUACAAUGCGGACGAGACUCUCAUUUCUCUCAUGUAUGCAACAAGAAUAAAACAAAUUACAAACAACGUAUGUAAGAAUGCAGACAACAAAGAAAUAACGAGGUUAAAAUCGGUCAUCAGUAAAAAAAAGGGAAGAGAUUGACGAGGA